UCUCUGUCUUAACACUGCAUGGAUGGAGUUACCGAGGAGCCACAAUCCCCACCUCCCCAAGCCGCCGCCGUGGCACCACCACCCCCACCCCCACCGCAGCCAAAUCAGUGUUUCCACUGCGGUGGAAGGAUACUUGGGAAUGCUGCUGGCAUGGAAUUCCAUAACAAGGCCAUUCAUAAGAAGAAUAACUUCGUUUGCGGUGCGUGUGGCACCGCCUUCCGCUAUCCGGCACAGCUGGCCGACCAUUGCGAUCGCACUGGACACUAGUCCAGUGAUCCCUGCCAUGUUGGAGUUUCAGGCCUUGACAUAUUCACACUUCUGCAAAUAUGCUUGUUCUGAGGAAGUUCCUGAGCUCCAAGACAUGGGAGGCCCUGCUGAAGGAGGAUUUAGUAUUGUCUACACAAAUUUCACUGUUGGAACCAUCUUUGGUGUAUGGCCUGGGGAUAAGCUAACUGGGGUCACAGGAAGAGAUCAAGUUGCAGCAGCCAUGGGGAUAUUUGGACCGCGAAUUACAUAUGUUCUUGCUCUUAAAGAUUGUCCCGGGACCCAUGAAUUCCUCCUCCUUGAUGAAGGUUUGAACACGAAUACAGUCAACUAAAUAAGCAAUAUGAAUCUGAACAUUGCAACAUGUAAAACCUUAAGGCAACGGGUGAAGUGAUCAAAACUUUUAUAACUCCUUUGGAUGCUCUUGUACGCCUGAUAUCAGACUUUUUAUGCAACUCAACAGGAUUUAUAAUUCAUUUAGUUCUU
Messenger RNA from Lycium barbarum (goji berry), 750 nucleotides. RefSeq names its product sedoheptulose-1,7-bisphosphatase, chloroplastic-like. The transcript is spliced from 3 exons. Lineage: Eukaryota; Viridiplantae; Streptophyta; Magnoliopsida; Solanales; Solanaceae. Bases 23 to 598 code for a protein of 191 amino acids. The record is from RefSeq and is a predicted model, not a curated record.